AUGAGUACCACGACCAAGUGGACAGCCAUGAACGAGGAGAAUCAAUGGCGUCGUACGUUCUGUCAAGUACCAUUCAGUGCCAUUUAUAAGCAUGCGGAUAAAGGAAAGCGUAGUCUACAAGGUCUAGCGUCGUUUUUUCGUCGUAAAGCAGAGGCAGAACGUAGCGCGAAUGCGCAAUUGCUUCAAGAGCUGUUUGUAGACGAGAUGGAGACGUUGGAAGAAGCUGGAACAGGAAUUCGACGCGCGAUACUAGAGAUGAAAGGAUGUAUUGAAGUAAAUUGCAGACAACAGCUGUUGAUGGCUCAGGUAUUGGAUGAUCAGGUUGCAGGACCUCUCGAGUCACUGAAAGACGCAUCGGAGACCUACAUCCAGACGCUUGAGGGCGAGAUUCUUAAUGCUAAUAACGAGUAUGAAGCGGCAAUGACAGUGUAUCGAGAAGCUGCUUGUAGAUUACAUCGAUCUACGUUGGAAUUACGUGAAGCAAAGGAGAGACAAAGACUUGCACUGCAUGAGAUUGGUGUACCAGAGUUUGAACUGCAACGACUUGCUGCUCGUGUUGCUAGGAGUGAAGAAGAACAAGCUCAGGCGGUGAUGGCACGAGCACGUGCAAAGACGACAUUGUACAACCGGAUUAUUUCGAGAGAUGAAAUGACAAUGGCUGUAAGUGUGGCAUAUCAGAAGGCAGAGGAAGAACGAUUGGAUCAGCUGAAUGCAAGUUUGCAGCGCUUUCUUCAUGUAGAAAAGGAACGACUACAGCUUUCGCAGCAAAUGUUAAAUUCACUCGAGAUCCACGUGCAGAAUUUGAGUCGCGCUGAGGACAUACAACUAUUUAUUCAUAAUCAGCGUGAUCCAGACAAUAUGCAUUUUCAGGGAAAAGCAUUGGCUUUGUUGGAUUGGCAGUGGAGCAAAAUGCAGGCGGAUCAUGUGGGGAAUGCAAGGAGACACCCACCCGGUCUGCUGGAGCGUCGUGGUAGCACUGAAAACGGUUUAUUUGCGUCAUCGUCUUCAUCGUCGGUUUUGACAACAGCGUUGAGCUCAUCACAAUGUAAGUCGAGUGUUACCACUGGCGUGUUGGACUCUGUGGCUCCACUUGACAGUCCACAUGCUGUCCUCAAACAGACUCCCAUGAGCGCCGCUCUUCAUGAAUAUUUUGCAGGAUAUAAGGAACACGGAUCGUCCUCAUUCAAUGACUCAUCCGAAAGCGAAACAACGGUCAAUCUCCAACGACAACCAUCCAACGAUGAAAACGAUGAGGUUGGUACGACUUUGCAGACGUCUAGCAAUCACCAAGUAAGAACGUUGGCUGAGGCGCUUGUGUGUGAGACGUGCAAAACUGCAGAGGGUCGGGCUCUGUUCGUAAAAUGCUUGAAUCGGCAACGCAGUUUAGAGACCAAGGUAAAGGAUUAUGCAAGUUUUGAAGCCCUUGUCGCGUGCUUUGAUACGUUUCUUGACGAGUGUGUCCGUCACGACGAUAUUAAAGCGGCAAAGACUGCUAUGAUUUUGGCUGAGACGUUCUACUACCCAAAAGCGCCGCAGCAAGAGGCUCAACCAGAAUCAAAUAGCGACAAUUCAGAUAGCACGCGGUCGGGACGCAACGAAUGCACUCAUUCAAGAGACAGUGAGUCGGACACUUCGAUGCAACGGACGUCUGUGCUGUGUACGGAAAGCAGAGACUAUACCGAGCGUACAAGUAAAGAGCUGCUCCAUUUUGUAGACAAAAUGCACCCUUUGCUGCACGGAGAAGGAAUUGGCCGCGGUGCAACUCGAACGUAUUUGCAAGAACAAGUCAAAAAACAUUCCAUUUGGAAAACACCUGCGUUUUGGGAAAAGGCGCUUUUGUUGGCAAUUGGUGAGGAGCUACAGCGGACACCGCAGCCAUGCCCAUGGGAAGAAUUACCGAGCGGUGUUCCUAAACAUGACGGUCUGCCAUCACGCGAAGAAGCAGUGUGCCGCGUACACAACAUUGUGUUUGGCCAGCUUGGUUCGUUCACAUUAAGUAUGCUAGAGUUUGAUGUUCCACUUGCACAGAUCGAAUCGUUUGUGGAAACCAUAAGUGAUGCACAUGAACUGACAGAAGAUCAGCGAUUCUUGCUCCGAAAAAACUUGCAAGAAAUCUUCGCCACGCUACGUUGA
Molecule: messenger RNA, 2133 nt
Organism: Peronospora belbahrii
Lineage: Eukaryota; Oomycota; Peronosporomycetes; Peronosporales; Peronosporaceae
Source: the annotation of a GenBank genome assembly